UGCAGCUCGGCCGACUGCUUCUUGCCGGGAGCCAUGGCCUCAAUGGACAGUUUCAGCAUCCCCACGGACACCUGCGUUCCCACGGAGAUUGUGGAGUUACAGUCCGCCGCGCCGGACUCUGUUCCGUUGACCUCCGUGCCGCUGGAACUGUUCGACAUGUUGGAAGACACGAGCGGCAGUUGGAUCCACGGGGGCCACGACCACCCACCCCUGAUCGGUCUGCAGCCGCUCCUCGGCGACAGCCUGUUCCCUGGCGACCCCGACCAGGAAAUGAUCUUCGUGCAGACGCAAGAGGAAGUCGUGGGCUAUUAUGACACAGACAACCUCCAGGCCAGCAGUGACUUUGGAGACCCGACCUGCUUCCCGGGGAACAGCGAAGAGUGUGUCCUUCAGAGUCUGACCUCUGGGGCGUCCCUGGAGCAGGGCGGCAAGCCCGGCAGCCGCGGCCGAAGACGCCGUCGCCGGCAAACCUGCAACAGCAGCAGCAGCGAAGCCCUGGCUGACAACAACAAGAAAUGGGAGCAGAAGCAAGUGCCCAUCAGAACGCUGGAAGGUGAGUUCUCCGUCACCAUGUGGACCUCUAACGAGAAGAAGGACCAGGAACCGCAACCGGGGGCCGACGCACAGAGUCGCAACUCAAGUCCUGAUUAUUCCGAGUACAUGACGGGGAAGAAGCUGCCCCCCGGAGGACUGCCUGGCAUCGACCUGUCCGAUCCGAAGCAACUUGCAGCGUUUACCAGAAAGAAGCCAAAGAAACCCAAGGACAGUUCCAGAAUGAUCGUCUGCCCCCAUACCGGCUGUGAUAAGAUGUUCGUGAACAACUGCGCCGUGAGAAAACACCUGCACACCCACGGGCCGCGGAUCCACGUCUGUGCCGAAUGUGGCAAAGCUUUCGUUGAGAACUCAAAGCUGAAGCGCCAUCAGCUGGUUCACACCGGAGAGAAGCCCUUCCAGUGCACGUUCGAAGGCUGCGGAAAACGCUUCUCGCUCGAUUUCAACCUGCGCACCCAUGUGCGAAUCCACACCGGAGACAAGCCGUACGUGUGCCCCUUCGACGCUUGCAAUAAGAAGUUCACCCAGUCAACCAACCUGAAGUCGCACAUGCUGACCCACGUCAAGAACAAAAGCAGCCGCUGAAGACAAGCAAGUGCCUCCUCCAACUUAAGAACUGCUUCCAGGAUCUGUGACCAGCAAUAACUACGAUACUUCCUUGUUUUUCACUUUAGAAAAUAGUUUAAAAAAUAAAAAACCGGAAAAAGUAUCUGAUGGCUGUGUUGUGAGAGAAUAGAGAGAAAAGUUAAAGGCUUUUUUGCAUUUUUUGAGCUUUACCUUGCUAAGAUCCUUUACCUUGUUCUAUAGCAGUAUUUUGUAGUCGAGUUUGGUCCCAAUGAGAAAAUUUCAUUAAUAUCAUAAGAUAGUUUUUUAUAUACUUCUAGUAAA
Molecule: messenger RNA, 1440 nt
Organism: Ochotona curzoniae (black-lipped pika)
Lineage: Eukaryota; Metazoa; Chordata; Mammalia; Lagomorpha; Ochotonidae
Gene: YY2
Product: YY2 transcription factor
Exons: 1
Coding region: 34-1137 (367 amino acids)
Biological process (GO): regulation of transcription by RNA polymerase II
Cellular component (GO): transcription regulator complex; PcG protein complex
Molecular function (GO): RNA polymerase II cis-regulatory region sequence-specific DNA binding; DNA-binding transcription factor activity, RNA polymerase II-specific
Source: RefSeq, a predicted model, not a curated record